AUGGCCGUCGCAAAGCCAACAAACGCCCGGGUCUCCCAGGCAACCGACAUCCUCCUCUCCCCGACCAAACCCACACUCGGACGCUACCGCGCCUACAUCCAUGCGCGCAACCGUUUCUUCUCCGCCUUUCACCCCAAAGGCCGGUUCUUGAGGAUCCCCACCCCCUCGGACAACCUCCUCUGCGGGCUGUACGCCAUUGUCAUUUCGUUUCAGCACCAGCACCCGGGUCUGACACCGGCCCCUACCUUGGAGCACUUGCUGUCUGUCUGUCGGGGUUGCGGUUUUGACAACGAGGGGAAUCUCUCCGGGGAUCAGCUCUCGCUUGUUUUUUCUGCCUGGGGGGACAAGACAGUUUUUGAUGACGGGGGGGAGCCGAACAGGAGGAGGUGUCAGCUGGGGUAUUUGAGUCGGUACAAUGGGCCUGGGUGGGAGGACGAAGCAGAAAAGGGAGAGGAUGUUCCAGUCAUGAUGGGGACUAGGGAGGUGGAUACGGAAGAGGAAAAGGGGGAUAUCCUGAGGCUGUGGGUUUGGAAUGAUGGCGGCUGGGCUGGGGGUGGGAUGGGGCAUUGGGAGGGGAUCAGGAAGGUAGGUGAGGAAGGGGAUGAUGUGUAG
Molecule: messenger RNA, 612 nt
Organism: Podospora anserina S mat+
Lineage: Eukaryota; Fungi; Ascomycota; Sordariomycetes; Sordariales; Podosporaceae
Exons: 1
Coding region: 1-612 (203 amino acids)
Source: RefSeq, a predicted model, not a curated record